CUCUCGCUUCCCCCCUUCGUCAUCUUCCUGUUUCCCCUACAGCUUCCUCGACGAUGUCAACAGGCGUACAAGAGACGUACAACGACGAGAAAGCUGCAGUCGUCGACGACCGACCAAUUGGCGGGGACGUGGCGAAGAGGACUCACGUCGUGGCACUCCAGGGCCUGUAUGAGGACGGCGCCAUCGACGCCGUUUAUAAGAAGAAAGCCCAAAUACUCAAUCAGGCGAUACAGGAGAUUGGGAUGGGGAAGUAUCAGUACCUCCUGUUCAUCACGGCCGGUUUCGGGUGGUUCGCAGACAGCGUAUGGCCGCUGCUUACAGGCCUCAUCCUCACGCCAGUCGUGGCCGAGUUUGGCUUCACCCCCUCGUACUUGACGUUGGCGGCGAACAUCGGGCUGCUGGUGGGGGCGGCCUUUUGGGGCUUUGGGUGCGACGUGUUCGGCCGGAGAUGGGCCUUUAACCUCACUUUGCUCAUCACCGGAGCCUUCGGUCUCGCCGCUGGCGGGUCUGACCGCUUCGUCACCCUGGCUUCCCUUCUCGCUGUGGUCGGCGUGGGCGUGGGCGGCAACAUGCCCGUCGACUCUGCCCUCUUCCUAGACCUCGUCCCCGGCACACACCAAUACCUUCUCACCGUCAUGACCGUCUUCUGGUCGCUAGGCCAGCUCUUCGCCUCCAUGAUUGCCUGGCCCCUCAUCGCCAACUUCUCCUGCUCUACCUCUUCCUCCACCUGCACUCGCGCAAGCAACAUGGGCUGGCGGUACCUCCUCUUUACACUUGGCGGCACCACGCUCGUCCUCUGGGCCGUGCGCUUCUUCGCGUUCCGCAUGUUCGAGAGCCCGAGGUAUUUGGUGGGGAAGGGCCGCGACGCGGAGGCGGUUAAAGUGAUCCAUGAUAUCGCGCGGUACAAUGGGACGGAGGCGACGUUGACGGUGGCGGAGCUGGAGGGCGUGCGGGCGAAAGGGGAUGAGGAGAAGGGUGGGGCAGGUGGUGUGAUAGAUGGGGAGACGAAGGCGCAUGAGCCGGUGCUGACGAGGACGUCGGUGUUUCGGAUGGAGCAUAUGCGUGGGCUGUUUGCGACGCCGAAGAUCGCGUUGUCGACGUCGCUGUUGGUGGUGCUGUGGGGCUUAAUCGGUCUGGCAUCAACGUUGUAUAACAGCUUCUUGCCUUUCAUCCUCCAAAACCGAGGCAACGUUUACGGCGACGGCUCCCUCUACACGACCUACCGGAACAACGCCAUCCUCGCCGUCAUCGGCAUCCCCGCCGCCUUCCUCGCCGGCUACCUCGUCGAGCUGCCCCGCGUCGGCCGCAAGGGCACGCUCGCCUUAUUCUCCUGGCUCACCGGCGCGUUUUUGCUCGGCUCGACCACCGCGAGGAGCUCGGGGCAGCUCCUUGGGUGGAACUGUGGGUAUACGUUCAGUAGUAAUAUCAUGUAUGGCGUGCUGUACGCGAUCUCGCCGGAGAUCUUCCCCGCGAAGGAUCGGGGGACAGGCAACGCGCUUGUGUCGACGACGACUAGGGUGUUUGGCGUGGUGGCGCCUGUCAUCGCCCUCUUUGCCGAUAUAACGACUGCCGUGCCGGUCUAUGUGUCGGGCGCGAUCAUCAUCGCCUGUGGCGGCAUUGCGCUGCUGCUUCCGUAUGAACCGCGGGGGAAGGCGUCGAUUUGAAGUCGACGCAAGGAAUGAGGAGAUGAGUAGAGGAAGAUAUAGGCGGAAGAGCAACGAUACUUGAGACGAACCUAGAGGUCACUCACGAAGGAACUGAUACCUGAAUUAGUUAGAGAUAGAUAUAGGAGCAUGCUAGCAGAGUAUGGGUAUAUAGGACCAGGUAGGUAGGUAGGUAGGUAGCUUACUGACGACAAUCACUGACGAAUGGACUCGGCCAUCGACGUCGACUUCGAUUUCGACCGA
This is a messenger RNA of Schizophyllum commune H4-8, 1907 nucleotides long. RefSeq names its product MFS general substrate transporter. Lineage: Eukaryota; Fungi; Basidiomycota; Agaricomycetes; Agaricales; Schizophyllaceae. The transcript is spliced from 13 exons. Gene Ontology annotation, cellular component: membrane. Gene Ontology annotation, molecular function: transmembrane transporter activity. The record is from RefSeq and is a predicted model, not a curated record. Gene Ontology annotation, biological process: transmembrane transport. Bases 54 to 1664 code for a protein of 536 amino acids.